Molecule: messenger RNA, 1683 nt
Organism: Ogataea angusta
Lineage: Eukaryota; Fungi; Ascomycota; Pichiomycetes; Pichiales; Pichiaceae
Exons: 1
Coding region: 1-1683 (560 amino acids)
Biological process (GO): regulation of actin filament polymerization
Cellular component (GO): site of polarized growth; plasma membrane; actin filament
Molecular function (GO): actin filament binding
Source: RefSeq, a predicted model, not a curated record
AUGGAAAGACUCGACCUAGCCACCUACAGCAAGGAGAUCAAGCAGUACUACGACAAUCUCAUCUCCGGUGAGCUGUCCUACGUCAUUUACACCACCCAGAAAGACUCGUCUCUCAAGCCGACCGUCCAGGGCGACGGAGACAUCAACGAAUUCGUGACCGAGUUUGAGGAAGGCGCAGUCCAAUUCGGUUACAUUCGUGUCACUCCGUACGGUUCUGACGUCCAGAAGAUUCUGCUUGUCGGCUGGUGUCCAGACUCUGCCCCCUUGAAGAGCAAGGUCUCGUUCUCGAAUAACGUCGCCGAAGUCGGCAGGAUCUUGCACUACCACGUCCAGGUGACUGCGAGAGACCCAGAUGACCUGGACGUGGACGACCUGCUCAAAACAGUGAGCAAUGCGUCCGGUGCUAGGUAUUCCAUCCAGUCGCUGCCACAGUCCUCUGCUCCUAGAACCACCAAGCCUGCCCCAAAGCCUGUCCCGAAGGCUGCCAAAACGGAAGAACCAGCUCCUCCCAAACCCGCUAGAAUGAAUCCGCCUAAACCUGCUACAGCCCCUGCUCCAGCUAAGCCUGCCGAACAGGACGAUGAAUGGGGCGGAGAAGAAGAAAUACAAGAGAGAGACUUCAGCAAAAAGCCACUGGAGACCCUUCCUUCCGCAUACAAACCAACAAAGGUCGACAUUGAGGCCUUGAGAAACGGUCCGUCACAAACGACCAGCUCGCAGCCUGCCACCGUGUCGUUGAGUCUCGGAGACGGUCGCCUGUCUUCCCUGCCAAAACCAAAAGUGACAAACUCUGUCGCUUCCAAAUUCCAGGAAGUUGUCCAGCCUUCGUUCGGCUCCAAACCUUCCUUUGGCGCUCCCCCAAAGAGGGAAGACCAUGUCUCUUCUGGCCUGAACCGCAAUUUUGGAGCCACCAACGGUAAGACCCCUGCACAGCUCUGGGCUGAGAAGAAAGGGCAGUACAAGGAUGUGGAGACCGAUUCGAAGCCCGUGAAUGCUGAGUCUGAAGAAGAGACUAAUGUGCAUGUCGACGAUGUCAGGGCCAAGCUGGAGGCCCUGAAAACCGAGGAGGAGCCAAGGCAAGCAUUUCCUCCUCCGCCGGUGAGAUCCUCGUUCCCACCUCCUCCAGUCAGAGCUGUUCCGAAGGAGGAAAAAGAGGAAGAAGAAGAGAAGGAGAGUGAGCCAGAAGAGGAGAAAGAGUCCCAAGUCGCUCCUGAACCUGCUCCUGCCCCUCCUACCGCACCACGGCCGGCUCCUGCUGCUCCGUCAGCAGCUCCAACGGCCGUUGCAGAGUACGACUACGAGCCAGCUGAGGAUAACGAGAUCGGCUUUGCAGAGGGUGAAGUUAUCGUGGACAUCAAGUUUGUCGACGAAGACUGGUGGCUCGGAACCAACGCUGCUGGCAAAACCGGUCUUUUCCCUGCCACAUAUGUUGUCUUGAACGAGAAAAACCACGACGAAGAAUCAGCUGUCGAAGAGGCUCCAGAACCAGAACCAGAACCACAAACUUCCAAAGGGCUAACUGCUGUGGCAGAGUACGACUACGAUGCUACUGAGGAUAACGAAAUCAGUUUCAAAGAGCAGGAUGUCAUCACAGAAAUUGAACAGGUCGACGAAGAUUGGUGGCUGGGAUCCUGCAACGGCAAGAGAGGAUUAUUCCCUGCCAACUACGUUAAGCUACAAUAA